AUGUCUUACCCAGAUUUUCUUGAUGACAUGGAAUCUCAACUCGCCAGCUACUUAGGCGAAGAUCCAUCCACAUUCUUAUCCAAUGAGAAUCCGACUGUUUCCGCUCCUGUAGACUCGCUAGAAGAGUCAUCCUACGACGCGAAUGGGCCCUUCACCUGGGACGAUUUCCUCAAUGAAGAGGGAAUUGAAACACACUCUCCUCCUGCCAGCACCUGGGAAUGGGAUCCAAUCCAGGCAGAUUUCUACAUGAAUGAAAUUGUUGCGCCUCCGACAGUUGAUGAACGCUCUUCCGAAGAGUCUACGCAGUCAGCUAGACAAGAAGAAGAUGUUCCCACCAAUUCCGAAAACGAAAAUACCACCGAGCAACCCAUAACAGCAUCUGCCGAGCCUGAACUUCAACUGGAAGAAGACUUGAACAUCCCUGAUGAUGAUCCUCUUUUCGGCGGCAGCACUUCUGACGACAUAGAAGUUACCGAGACUAACGAGGGAAAUCAACCAAAGGCUGCGGCACAAGAAACCAACAGCUCCCCUGAACUUUUGGCUAAUACACCACAAAGUGGUGAAAGUGCUACUUCUGCGCCGAUUACUUCAGGCUCAGAUCUAGACAAUGUCAACACAGAGAAUGACGAUGAUUCCCUGUUUGGUGACUUUGAUGGUUCUGAACUCGGUGAUGGCCCUCAGCCCCCAGAGAAUGAAUCGGCAACAGGUGAUAAGACACCUCUUGACACUUCGACAGAUAGUGUCGACGACCUGUUUGGCUCUGAAUUCGGAGCUGACUUUGAGGCGGAACUUGCGGCGGAACUUGAGGCUGAACUCAAGAAAGACAGUGCAAAUGCUGCAGCUUCCGCCGUUCCAAAGCACACUGGGCUUCACCUUCCAGAACCUUCUCGGAAGGUGGCCAAAUCUCAGGGCCUACAUCUUCCAGACCCCCCACGUGCAAUGGCUAAUCCACAGGUAUUGCACCUCCCCGCACCUCCUCGGAAGUCGGUUGCUCCUCAAGGACUGCACCUCCCAGAACCUCCACGCGCAGCUGUCAAUCCUCAAGGGCUGCACCUCCCCGAGCCCCCAAAUGCAGUGGAUAGUUCACAGGGGCUGAAUCUCCCUAUUGCUCCUCCUCGUGUAGUGGCCGAUACAGAGGGGCUCCACUUACCAAGUCCAUCUCCUGCGCCAGUUGCACAGCAGAGCGGAGUCGACACAUCGGCUCCAGAACCGACUGACGGCCAAGAGGAUGAAGCCUCAACUAGACGCCGCAGAGUCAGAGCCAGCAGAAUCCCGAGAUCAGAUAUGAGCCAACCUAAGGGUAGGGGACAAGCAGGCAAAGUCCUUACCCAACUCUCUGGACCAGCUCCCUCGAAAUUGCCAGACACUGCACCAAGCUCAUCCUCUGGAGCUGAAAAUGCCGCUGAGAAAGUGACGCAUUUGCCUCGAUGGGCUUUUGGCAAAUACACCAAUUUUGGCAAACCUGUCGCUGGAAGCAGAUAUCGGAAGCCAAAUAACUCGGUGCAAAACCCGAUACCCGUUGACGAUGAGCAGGAGUCUGCGGAGCAGACUGAUGAGAUAACCAAUCCUCAAUCGCAGGUUACAGUCCAGUCAAAUGCUGAAAUAGUCGGUGCCAUUGACCUAACUUCGGAUGCUGGGGAUAACAUGGCUGAGGAUAGCAUUCAAGAGAGUCAAAAUCCGACUUUCAAUAAUGGUCAAAACUCUACUCGUACUUUCGAGAACUUCCAGAUCCUUGCCUCUGGCAAUGAUAUGGAAUUCACAUAUGGCGAUGACCAAUUCUUGAAUUCUCCCGGCGAACUGAACUUUCCACCGGUUAUGGACAAUGCAGUACCCACUCCAGAACUGCAGGCAUAUCAGUCGCAUAGUUCCGCGGCCCUGGGUAUCGCACCACCUGUCGCUCCCCAGUAUGGGGUUCUUCUUCCUCCUCCCACAGUGGGGGAUUAUUCGCUGUACGGACAAGACCCAUUGGCCAGAAGCUGCAGUGUCCAUCCAGUACAGUUGCCUAAUGUGCAAGGCACUGACACAUUCGUACAUCAGUCUCCCUACACCAUGGAACAGACCGGUGUUCAAAGCUUCCAGCCCGCUAUUCAGCAAAUGCAGACUGGUAACUACGAACAAGAAAACGCGUAUGGUCUAGGCGAUAACAUGAUUCAAGCCACCCCUGCAGACAUCGGAGGCAGCCAUUCCUUGGGACUGAAUGACAGUCGUCCCACCAAGCGUCUCAGCCACGAACGUGCUGAGUAUAGCAAUCCUCGAGUCUUAAUGACAUACGGCGAGUUCAGGCAAAUCUUCCCGCAAGAAUUAACACGUGGGUGCUUCGAGGUCGCCAUCCAGAACGAGCGGGCAGCAGACACGGCAAUAGUUGCCAGGGGAGGAAUUCCCCCUCAGAGACCGACCAUCCGGAAAUCGAUCAUCUGCACCUGGACCCAGGUCCAACAUCUGAAUCGAAUUCGUGCUGCAAAUGGCGAAAAAUUAUUCGAGCCAAAGCCGAAUGCACACAAACGACCCGAAGCUUUCAAAGAGAGCUUACGGAGGAAGAGACAAGAACGCGGUGAAAUCUCGGAAUCGGAGGAAUCCGACACGGAACCAGAGGCAAAGCGAUUGAGACUCGCUCAGGAGCCAAUGCUAAUGGCUCAGUCGUCUGGUGAACAAAAUGGAGAGCGUAGUUCGCAGAUACGUCCGACUCAGCCUAGUAAUCCACAAGGAUUGGCUGACGUACCGCACCUUCCUCCCAGUCACGGGAUUCCUCAAGCGCCACAUCCUAAGAACAUGGGUCAAGCUCCGGCUAUGCACAUCCAUCAGCCAGUGGCACAGUCUGCCAAGAGAAAGAUGGUGCCGGAGCAGUGGGAGAGACUUGAAUCCGCGGAGCAGGAAAUGGAACCAACUGCCAAGCGACCGAGAAACGCCGCGCCAUCGAGCCAGACUAUCGCGCCAGUGAGCAUCCAAUCUAUGGCUAAACAGUUUCAAGACUACGUCUCGGAGAGACAGUCUGAAUACCUGAAGUUUCGAGUGCCUGAGUUAAGAAAGCUGUGCAAUGAUCGUGGGGUCAUACAUCCCAAUGUCAAUGGCUUGAUGAAAGGCGGUCUGGUGGGCGUUUUGGUGGGACAAGAUGUAAGCCUCCAUCCUGUUUAUAGCCAAAUGCAUCAUCAAGCCCAGGCUAAAAUUGCAACCGGUCAGCAACAUCCAACUUCUGGUGUUGGCAGAAUGGGUAGAAUGAACCCACCAACAGUUGCUGUCAAUCGCACCCAGCAACAGAUCAGAGCACAAGAUCGCUUAGGAAUGCGACAGGAUCGUCCCGGACCUAAUUCUGGUCCUGUCAACAGCAUGGGGAGCAGUUGUGGUCAGCAAGGUCCAUUACUGUUCCGUCCCACUCCUAGCAACAACGCAAAUCGUCCUAGAUUUGUGGGGAAUGGUAACGCUGUUCAGCCAUUGAGGAUUUUUGGUCGCGCCCAACAGUUGCCGAUGAGUAGGGACGUCCGUGGAUUGGCCAAUAAUAGUGGUCAAUCGCUGGGCAAUAUGAGACAGCCUCCGGUGAUUAGCCAGCCUAGUCAUGUGUCUUUGGCAAACCAAGACCGGGAAAAUCUGUACGCCCAAUCACGACUACCGGUCAGCGUCCAGAACAGUGGUUACAACCACAGCGGCAUCCAGCCAAAUGUGAAUGGAGGUCGCAACAACCAUACCGGCACCAACGCUCAAAUUCCAGCUUAUGGUAUUGCUGGUGAUUUUGGUACUGGAAUUUAUCCGCCAGCAAUCGAUGACCGUCGGAGAAAACCCAGGAUUCAGGGUCAAGAUGCACCAAGCAGAGUUCCUCGAGGCAACCAGAGGAGCUUUCCACAACCUGCAAUGAACAACACCGCAGGAAGAUACACUGCCGCUCAGCAGCCGAUGCUUGGUAGUGCCAGUUUACAUGCUCCCGGACAUCACCCAGCCAAUACUCUUGGCUCACAAAUACCAAGACCAGCACACAGCCGAAACAUGGGUGGCGAUCCCCAAAGUCAUCCUCAGGGAGCCCGCCAACAGCAUGGUGCAGCUCAAAAUUCUCGGCCACCUUACUAUGGUCCGCCUCAAGGUUAUCGAUUCAAUGGGCAGCGUUCGGAUCCUGCGCCACCGCGCUGA
Messenger RNA from Botrytis byssoidea, 4116 nucleotides. RefSeq lists its product as uncharacterized. The transcript has 3 exons. The record is from RefSeq and is a predicted model, not a curated record. The coding region runs from base 1 to 4116 and encodes 1371 amino acids. Lineage: Eukaryota; Fungi; Ascomycota; Leotiomycetes; Helotiales; Sclerotiniaceae.